Molecule: messenger RNA, 864 nt
Organism: Lodderomyces margitis
Lineage: Eukaryota; Fungi; Ascomycota; Pichiomycetes; Serinales; Debaryomycetaceae
Exons: 1
Coding region: 1-864 (287 amino acids)
Source: RefSeq, a predicted model, not a curated record
AUGCCCUUAAACCUACGAUCUCAUUCUUCUUCUUCUUCUUCUUCUUCUCCCCCAAAGAUAAUAAUUGCCGAUUGGGACGAAACCCUAACCACCAAAGAUACAAUCCAGUACUUGGCUCAAGUUCCUUACAUCAACAACUCCAAACUACAGCCCCCAUUCAGCCACUAUACUCAAAUAUACAUGUCCAAUUACGAAGCUUACAAAUCGCAAUUUGGCCCAUGUGUAACCUUAGAUGAUCACGUACGGUUUCAACAAGGUAUGCUUCCAAUUGAAAUGAGUUCAGUCACUGCUCUUGAACACGAUGGCAUUUUUCGUGGUUUAACCAAGGACCAGAUACGUAAUCAAGCUGCUGGGCAUGUUGAGUUGCGGCCUGGUGCUGUUGAUUUUUUGCAACGGUGUUUGGUGUUGGACAAACAAGUGGUUAUUUUGAGUGUUAAUUGGACGAGUUUGAUUAUUGAAGAAGUAUUGAAGCGUAAUGGGAUUGACAAUGAUAGGGGAGUGAAUGGGAGUAAAAUCAAGAUCAUUACUAAUGAAUUUGAAUUCAAGAAUGAAGAAGAGCUGCUGUUGGUGGAUGAGCAAGUGAGUGGCUCUAAGCUUACUCCUACCAGCACCACCACUGGGUUCUGGUUGCCAAGUCCCGCAAUUAGAACGUCUCUGGACAAGUUAACCUAUAUCCAUCAACACCACUCACCUAAUGGAGAUGAGGUAAUGUAUAUUGGCGAUAGUUUGACUGAUUUAUUACCCAGUUUGAAUGUAUCUUUGCCUUGUGCUAUCAAAGAUACCAAAUUGGAUCAAGUAUUGACACAAUUGGAGGUUGAUCAUUUCAGUGGCUCGUGGUUUGAUUUAAUAAAGUUGAUUGAAUGA